Messenger RNA from Diplodia corticola, 660 nucleotides. RefSeq lists its product as uncharacterized. NCBI's taxonomy places the organism in Eukaryota, Fungi, Ascomycota, Dothideomycetes, Botryosphaeriales, Botryosphaeriaceae. The record is from RefSeq and is a predicted model, not a curated record. The transcript has a single exon. Bases 1 to 660 code for a protein of 219 amino acids.
AUGGGUUGGUGGUGGAGCUCAGACCCCCAAACUCCCGUCACAAAGCCCUCCGACCCCACGCCUGACCCGGUUCCAACAUCGUCGCAACCGCCCGCCAGCCCCCGCGAUGUCACCGACAAGCCUGCCGUCGUAACAGACAACCUUCCGGCCGCUCUGUCGCGCGAGCAGAAAGAAGAGCAAGAGUUGCAAUCCGUCAUCGCCGAGUUCCAAGCCGCCAUCAAGCAAGAUGAGGAGCGUCGCGGCACGAGCCCCACUACCACGGAUGCCUCUGCUGAGUCCAGCACGCCCGCCGACCCCACGCUGUCCACCUUCCCCACCACCAUGAGCUGCCGCCAGGCCUUCGAUGGGGCCUUCUACUGCCAGUCACUGGGAGGACAGGCCCUGAACAUCUACCGCUACGGCGAGAUGCGCUCCUGCUCCGAGAACUGGUCCGACUUCUGGUUCUGCAUGCGCACCCGCUCCUACGGCGCCCCCGAGAAGGCGCGCGUGGUCUCGGAGCGCUACCGGCAGAAGGAGGCCAAGUACCACAGCGGUCCCAGCAGCGAGGACGUGUGGGAGGAGCGUAAGCCCGGUGAGGAGCUUCGCAAUCCCUUCACCAAGGACCCGGAUCAGAUCGAGAUUCCGGGCUUGCCCCAGAGGCGGAAGCAGACAACGGCGUAG